CAAGGCACAACGCGGCACCAUAUAUUCUACAUUCUAGAAGACAGAGCUCUUACUCUUUCCCAUUGUCUUUUCGGCGCACCGCAGAUAAACGUUAGCAAAAUGGAUUUAGUCGUUUGGUUCCGGUUCUUGUGCUUUUUCUCCAACCUAUGGAGCCUUUUCGGAGGCGAGUUUCAAUGCCUAACUUCUCUACUACCGCCGGACAGCAUAAACUUAAAUCGUGGGUUUCUACCAGGUGCAGCGGCGUUGCAGCUUGGCCGCAAGCGAGCACAGCUGAUGAUGAACGGACUUUCCGCGGAAGUUACGAACUCCAUCGCGGACGGCAUCACGCAAGGUGGUAAUGCGCUCCUGACUACUGUCGGUUUUGAUGCCGGGACUCAGAAUGCUGCGAUGAUGGCCGCGACGGGUGCGGUAUCAGUGACUGCCCUCGCAAACAGCGUCAGUGCGUACCAGACGAUGCAGAUAGCCGCGAGUUUGCGGACACAGAAUAAUCUGAUCGAGCUAUCAUAAGGAAAAACGUCCCCACCUCAGAGUUGUCAUGCAGAUUUGCAUUGACGAGGACAUUUGUGAUGCGCAUACCCAUGGUAGCCAUUUCCAAUCGUGUUUUAGGAAUUUGUGAUGCUGUGAACAGGAUAAGCAUAUGGAUCUGUGAUGCGGCUGCACUUGCUAACCUGCACUACACUAUGGAAUGCAAGUUGUCAUGCGUGACGUCCAAGGCUCUUAGGUUUGUGUUGCAAAAUCCCCAUCUUGACUCUGGUGUGGGGACGUUUUUACUCAGGAUACGAGCAAGGAAACCGGGACCGGCACCGAGCCGCCAACGCUGCGGAACAGGAGGUGGCGCUGGUCGAAAGCCGCGAGCGUGCGAGUGAGAUCCUGGACACGCUCAGCGGACUGAUACUCGAAAACCUCCCGGUACGAAGGACAUGGACAGCCAACAAACCGCAGACGCAAACGAAUGACAAGGACGAUGAAGUGUCAUCAGCGCGGAAUGCGGUACGUGGAGGUGCUUCCACCGAAGAACGGCACUCUAGCACUGCUGACGAACGACCCGCGGCUCCAAAAGUGGAAGCUCAUGUUUUUGUGCACUCUUCUAAUCUGCGACUGCGAUGCCUGCACUCACUCGAGAAAGCCCGUCGAAACGGAAAAAGCGACGGGCACCACUUUCCCCCGGAGCUUUUGCAAGGACGCGUGCACUUUUAUCCCCUGGAGCGUUACGAUGAAGUCAUCCGGGACUUGCAGCAGUCGGGAGAAGCGCAUCGUGUUUUGUUUGGUGAAGAUGAGCUUGCUAAAAAUACGAAUCAAGCAGGUGCUCUACCAGAGGAUGGGCCGGGAAGCAAUUUUCCAGUGACGACCAUGCAGGCAAAGGAAAAGCAGCAAGAGAAGCUCACAAUUGUGUACGUGGCUCCACCACCCAUGCAGCCAGCCUGCUCUGCUCCUGACCCACACGCAGGAGGAAGCAGUGGACUCACUGUCACCUCUUGCGGGCGGCGUGCGAAAGAACCUUGCGAUCAUGCAUCCGGCGUGCGCGAACCUGACACUUGUCCCUUGUUCACAGCAAAACUCUGUUCCAGUGGUUCGCCUUUUUUUCCAGCGAUCAAAGACACGAACUUGGUAGUCUAUGUCGAUUCGCAGACACCGUUCGGACGAAGAAGCACGCCGAGCUUUGUUUAUUUUCGACCCAGCGCCGACUUCCCGCGAAUAAAGCCCCUUAUCGGCGGACUAGGAGCAGGAACGACAAGUAGAUCCGGCGAAAAACAAGCUCGACCAGCAGCGGAUUGCUCUCUUGCAGUAGAGAGUGCUUCUGCAAACAGCGCCGUCCCGCUUCUCCGUCGCUUCGAGAACGCUCACUUUUGUGUCGAAGCCCCGGAUGUCGCAAGCUGGAAGACCGGCGAGUGUCUACAAGAGUUUCGGAGUACCGCGGCGCGCAGCGGUGUGUCGCUCGACGGCAGUUGCAGGCUACAGUGCGUAUUGCCGCCCGUGCACGUGCCGGACGUCCGCUGCCUGGAUGAAGAAGUGACCUCGUGCGAGCGGGUUCUGCGCUACCGGUGGGACUGGGCCCCGGUUCUCGUAAAUGCCCUCGGGAACGGCAUGGCGCGGGUCUGGCAGGCCUGCGCAGCGUGUGGUGCGACCACGAACGACAGCUGCUCGCCAAAAAGUGCGGGAACGGUGUGGACAGAGGCCUUUGUCGUACUGCAAACAAAAAAUGGCGAGUACUACGUCGUGGACUUUGCGGACGCCAGAAAAAGCGACGGCACCAAGGGCAUCCAGAUUCUCGGCCCAUACCAGGAUGCUGAGGAGGCGAUACUCUUUCAAGAUGAAGCAAAGGAGGCCUUGACGUGGACGGAUCUCGGGCAAAUGUGCUGGUACUUCAUGAGCCCCGUUACGUGCCCGUUCUAUGGUCCCUGGGUCGAUCGCACGGUUGGUCUCGGGGACGACACAGAACAGGGAAUAAAGACGAAACCCGAGGCCGAGGUGAGGACAGCUUCUGACUCCGAUAGUACUGCAACGGCGCAGGUGCGGGAGCACGCAGAUGCAGACCAGAGCGCGCAGCUUGGAGGCGCUUGCUUAACGCUGCGCGACCUGGUGACACAGAUGCAGAACUGUGAGAUCAAGGGAGAGACGGCGCCAAAUGAAACAUCAAACACAUUUGUGCACAAACUGGAAAAAAGUUUAGAGCAGUGGCGUGCUGACUCCAGUAAACCAUCCGUGGUAUCAAGACCACUGUCUUAGGCUUGGUUUUGGACAUUGCCGACACCGCCAAAGCGAUGAAGAGAUAUACCCGGUCGUAAAGAAGAAAAUCCAGUAUAAUCUACCAAUGUCUGACAAACGAAAAAAGUAGAACGCUCAUGUGUAUAAAAAGGCUCGCAUACGAUGACAAUGCUGCGUUUGCAAAACGAAAAAACGAAAACGCACAAGCGCUCCAUCAUAUUGAUUUUGCGAAUAAAGAAUAUCGGAAUUAUAAGUUAUACAUGUUGCAAAGUAAAGUAAGUACGACUUUGCAAAAAGUACAGCACGUAU
Messenger RNA from Amoebophrya sp. A120, 3015 nucleotides. The record is from the annotation of a GenBank genome assembly. Lineage: Eukaryota; Dinophyceae; Syndiniales; Amoebophryaceae.